Prorocentrum cordatum is the source of this 1437-nucleotide messenger RNA. Lineage: Eukaryota; Dinophyceae; Prorocentrales; Prorocentraceae. The record is from the annotation of a GenBank genome assembly.
AGUUUGGCUUAAGCUGCAGCCGGGCGUGGCCAUCCUGCUCAGGCUUGCCAGGGAGACAAGGGGACUGGCGAUGGUGGCGCCCUCGCCGGAGCUACUCGCCGCCGCCGCAGAGGAGGCGAAGCUAGCCGCGCAGCACCGCGCAGAGGUCCUCGCGCACGUCGGGCCCGACGCCUUCUCGGCCCGGGAGCAGCAGGAGCUGGAGCCCGACGACUGGAUGCACACCACUGGCCGUGACAACUUCACGGCCGCGGAGGUGCAGGUGGGCAAGCGCUGCCACGGCUUCCACAUGGAGAUGCUGCGCCAGGAGGAAACGCCCGUCGGUUCCCACUACCAGCUCAUCCACUACGACGUGCCGGUGCUCCCGAGGGGGCAUUCGCUGCGCCUGCACGGCCUGGUGAGGAAGGAGCUGCGCCUGUCUCUGGACGACGUCCGCGCGCGCCCCGCGGAGACGGUGCCAGUGCUCAUGGCCUGCGCGGGCACUGGCAGGUCUCUGCAGAAGCGGCGGCUCUGGGCCCACGUCCCCUGGGGGCCCGACUCCGUCGGCUGCGCCAGGUGGACCGGCUGCUCGCUGGCGGAGGUCCUGCGGGAGGCGGGCCCCCUGCCGGAGGCUGCGCAGGUGAUCUUCACGGGCGCCGACAAGGGCGUCGAGAAGGGCGAGGUGCAGUACUUCCAAAGGUCGCUCUCCCUCCAGGACGCCAUGCGCGGCCACGUGCUGCUCGCCUACCAGAUGAACGGGGCGGACCUGGUCCCCGCCCACGGCGCGCCCAUGAGGCUCAUCGUGCCGGGCUGGUAUGGCAUGGCGUCCGUGAAGUGGCUCACCUCCAUAGAGGUCACGGCUGGAGGCUGGUGGGGCUGCCAGAUGGACUCGUACUCCUUCAAGCGCACCAGCCAUGAUCCCAAGGCCGUCCCCAUCCGGCAGCUUCCCGUGCGGGCCCUGAUGGCCCCGCCGGGGUACCCCGAGUUCGUCUCGCGCACGCGUCUCGUACCCCCGGGCGCCACCCGAGUGGAGGGCCGGGCAUGGGCCGGAGCGGUGGACCUGGAGCGUGUCGAGUUCUCCAGCGACAACGGGCGCACCUGGCUCAUGGCGGAGCUGGGGAGGAAGAACGGCCCCUUCGGCUGGGCGCCGUGGCACUUCGACUGGGACGCCACGGAAGGCACCCACGUGCUCUGCUGCCGUGCCUUCGACGUGGCGGGCAGGAGCCAGGACAGCUUUAGCGACGAGAUGUUCAACUGGGGCAGCUUUGGCAGCACGCAGCCACAACAGGUCUACGUCAAGGUGACUGCGGCGAUCAACGACCCUGGCUCGAGCAUCGACCUCACGAACGAACAGAAGGCGGCAAAGACCGAACUCGUCCCCCAGACCGGCCUGACCCAGGAGAUGGUCGACGCACUCUAUGGCGCGCCCGGUAGCCAGUAGGGGGAGGAUGAGGAGGAGGG